Molecule: messenger RNA, 645 nt
Organism: Cooperia oncophora
Lineage: Eukaryota; Metazoa; Nematoda; Chromadorea; Rhabditida; Trichostrongylidae
Source: the annotation of a GenBank genome assembly
AUGCUGGUCGCACUGCUAUGUGUGAUCACUACGCUAACGUUCGUUUGCACAACGUCUGCUACUUGCUUCAAAUUCUUUAGAAAGAAAACAGAUCUCCCUUAUGGCCCUGCAAAUAGAUCGCCCACACCGAGAUCGCUUUCUCCGGGAUCAAGAUUGAAAAAGAAAAGUCCCAAGAUUUUCAAGCGAAGUGCGUUGACGCCACGGCGCACUUUUUCUCGUCAAUCCUCGACCAGUGCCACCACUAAUCCGCUCUCGCCUACCACGACCGCUGCAUCAACAGAGACCAAGCCGAUCAGUGCCAGCAAGGAGGCGCUCAGUGGCUCUGCUCUAACAGAUGGCAAGAGGACAAUGCGCGUGGAAAAAACGCAGCCGAUAUCAUCGCAGGAAACGGUGAAAGAAGAACUCGGUGAUGUACAGCUAGUUAAAGCUAAACCAAGAAAAGACAUUGUAGAGAUUCUCAAAAAUUGCCCAAAAUUGGAUAAGAAAUCCAGUGAGGAAUUCAUAUCAGAUUCGACGCGAAGCCUCGACGACACCUUACGUGGUGCUGAGUCAUUGAAGACGGACAAUCUGACGUCGUUGGCACCCCGAUCAUCUAUCGAAGCUGUUAUGAAACAUCUCAAGGCGAAUACAGAAACAGUGAAAUAA